Molecule: messenger RNA, 1947 nt
Organism: Cladophialophora immunda
Lineage: Eukaryota; Fungi; Ascomycota; Eurotiomycetes; Chaetothyriales; Herpotrichiellaceae
Exons: 1
Coding region: 244-1947 (567 amino acids)
Biological process (GO): lipid metabolic process
Source: RefSeq, a predicted model, not a curated record
GUGAAGAAUGCAGCGCCUGGAUGCUGUGCCACAUCAUAACCCAGCAAAUGGAGUAACUGUGCAGAAGAUAAUGAAGAGAUGGAGUUCUACUGGUCCAAAGGAUAGUAACUUGCGUUCCCUCCGGAUGGUUGGAUCAAUCCCUCUUCAAGACGUCAUGACUCCAAGACACCGAGUUGGCCUCGUCCGGUCUUCUCGACUCCUAUCAGUUUGUCUCUCAAUAACCUGCCUUUGACAUGGCCAGCUAUGACCUGCGAACCUGUUUCACUCUACCGCCAAACUCUAGCAAAGCGCCAACGUCAAUAUGACUACGCAAUAGCGACAGACGAAUACACCCCAUUUCUCUAUCCAUGGGAUUCGCUCCCAGCCUUAUAUCUUCUCCUUGCUAUUGCAAUCACCCCCAAAAUCCCUCCAAGGCCGGCCAGAGCUGCCCGAUAUAUCGCAUUCGUUUCGGUUCUCUGCCAUGGAGUCUAUGUGGUACGCCAUCGCCGGACACUCUGGCUCGCGGCUGGCUAUGGUAUCGGGUUAAUGAUCGCUUGGGGCGUCAUCAUGUCUGGAGCUCUUCUCCUGUGCAACGACGUGCGACGAGAUUUCCGAAGACUUGAAAAGAGAGCAGUCAAAACAGAGAGUGCAGAUUCCGACCCGGCCAAGCUCACAGCGACGUCUUCGCAGCCCGACCCAACCCAAGAUGUUGGUAUGACGAAGCGGAGGAUGCCCAGCUCGUAUCCCUUUUCCGGUACGAAGCAAUCCUUCCCUCGCUCCAAGAAGCCUCAACCUCCCUCGCAGCCAUACAAGCUGGUAUGGGAGGGAUAUCCUUACAAUUCGGGCUGGUACCAUGUCCUUGACUGGACACUCGACCUGAUGACGAGUUUUCGAGCCGUGGGUUGGGAACAUCGAAUCUCAACAGUAGGGCGGAUUGACCCAUCGGCACAGCGCGACACACCCGAAAAGGUUUCCGCCACUGGAGGUAGCAGUGAUGAAAGCCAGGCAUCAUCGACUAUUUCGCAAUAUUCGCGGUCUCCUCAAUUGAGAGCAUUACGAGGGUUUAUCACCAACUAUCUCCUCCUCGAUUUCCUGAAGACGGUCAUGGUCACAGAUCCGUACUUUCUGGGCAUAGCACCAUUGGAAUCACGCACACCCUGGCGUUGGCUUGCCCGCCUCGAUGAUGCUGUUCCGAUUGCAACACGCUUUUUUCGGCUUGGGAUUACGAUGUUUGGAGUCGUAUCUGCAUUGUCGUUAAUCUUCAGCCUUAGUCCAUUGUUCUUCGCCACCAUCCUUCCUGCGCUUGUCGAUGUCACAAAGAUUACGAAGGCGCCUCUUUUGGAACUGUGGAUGUAUCCGGUCUAUUGGCAGCCAUUAUCGACCUCGGUCAUGUCCUCCGGCCUGGCAGGGUUAUGGGGAAAAUGCUGGCACCAGAUGUUUCGGUUUGGCAUCUCAGAACCGUCCAGAGUCUUGAUUGAGAGAUUGAACCUCGAUGCUCGUGUCGACGUUGCGCGAGUCGUCCGGCUUCUGGUCGCUUUCACUCUGUCGGGAUCAAUCCACGCGAGUGCUAGCUACACAACAUUCUCGCUAAACGGCUCUCAUCCGUUCUCCGGCCCCUUGUUGUUCUUCUUCCUACAAGGUAUCGGUAUUCUCCUACAGUCUUUCAUAGUCAAGCUCUUACACAGAAACGCUCCGUGGGUCAAAGAUCUCCCGUCGGCUGUAGGUCAGACCGUGAACGUGCUCUUUGUGGUCUCGUAUCUUUACUUCACAGGGCCGUUAUUGGCGAACGACUUUGCAAACUCUGGAGUUUGGCUGUUUGAGCCAGUUCCAAUCAGUCUCUUCCGUGGAAUAGGGUUGGGACCAGGCGGAAAGGAUGAAGGGUGGUGGGUGUGGAAUCAGGAAGGCUCGCGAUCGAUGGGAUGGUGGAUGGGUGACAGAUGGUGGGAGAGAGCGUUGGCGAUAUAUUAG